Molecule: messenger RNA, 1982 nt
Organism: Puccinia graminis f. sp. tritici CRL 75-36-700-3
Lineage: Eukaryota; Fungi; Basidiomycota; Pucciniomycetes; Pucciniales; Pucciniaceae
Exons: 1
Coding region: 342-1982 (546 amino acids)
Source: RefSeq, a predicted model, not a curated record
CGGACGGACAGUGAAGGACUCAACGGAGUCCUUACACUUUUUUUUUCUAGUUCCGCCAACAAACUAGCAGAAUUUUUAAAUUUAUUGACGCUACCUAUUUGACUUAUCCGACUCAUUCCGAACAAACUUCUCCAACAUUGUCUUACACUGCUCCGCUGCAAUCCUUCUCGACAGUCUGAAUCUCAUUGACUUACUCAAUCUUGUUACCUAACACGCCAAGCCUCAGUUUUCCACUCCUCAACAUCCGACUCAGUUUGAUUCGUGACUUUGGUCUCCAUCCGAUCUCGUUCCUUCUUGGACCUCAACCCCAAUUAAAUCAAAAAUCCGUCAUUUUCUUAAAAAUGCAACAAGAAUCCUUUAAACGGUUCCCCAACAAGCCAUCUGACGUUUAUGGAACACGCAUCAAACACUUAGAGGAUGUAGUACGCCUCCUACUAGCUAGAAUGGAACCACUUCAGCCCCCCUUGAAAGACUCGGCUCCCCUGGUCGGCUCUUUCCGAUAUUCAAUCAAGCGAGGCCUUGUGCCUGUUUUGUCCAACGAGACAUCGUUAUCGCUAACGACCGGCUGGCGGAUUGGGCGAUCAAUCGGGCAGGUAAAUUUCAGUUCCCCGCCUGGUCGACCCAAAUUUGGUUCAACUUUCAAGCCUCCAAGCCUGCAAAAUCACUCGAUCAUCACCCAGAGUUCAUCUCCGGACUCAGCCAAGUCGUUUGCACCGGGGCCGCUGCUAUCACGAUCGACGACGCCCUCUGACCCCCCGCCGCAUUGCCAGAAGCGACCAAUCCACCGUGCAUCGGCACUCUCAAUCAGCUCGUCAUCACCAGCGUUGCCGCCAUCAAGAUCGUCUACAACCCCUACAAACUCGGCGCCAUCCUCUUCUCCUCCCACCCGCUCACUCUCGACUCCUCCUCCGCCCUCGUCUAUCUCAGCGUCACCCACCACCUCCUCUUUGACCGACGCAGUCGUUUCGCUUGGAAUUACCAAAACCACCACCGUUCUUGUUCACAGCGCUGAUGCCCUAGCCUCAACCACCGUCACCCAAGCACUGCCUCCUGUUAGCGCAAUUGUCGCUGAAACUCCAGCUAGCAAAUUGACUUUACACUCCUCAGUCACCCCACCCAGCCACAACUCUCAGAUUGUAGUUGCUGACGAUCAGACUCAAGCUCCGAGCCAAACGACCUCUUUCAAUAACAAUAGCCCCAUUGAAGUGCAUGAACCGUUGUCGACUUCAUCCGCUGACGAUGCCACUGCCACCACUACUGCAAUCUUACCUACUGCUGAUCAAACUAUAGCAGACCUCCAUCCUCACUCUGAUCCUCGAUCACACCGUGAUUUUGCUGGUCAUCAAAUCUCAUCUUCCCCAAUCUCUGACAACAUGAUUGCUCCAUCAGACCUUACAACUCACCCUUCACCUACCCCUUUAAGGACAGCCACCCGACCUGAACCAAUCCCUGAUCCUCUUCCUACUUCAGUCCACCCAACUUCCCAAAACUGCCCUGACAACCUUGAUGUAGCUGAAGUAGUAUCCCUAGCUGUUGAAAAAGAUGAUGGAGCUCUUAUUGAAACCCAACUAGCUCCGGAAUAUUCAAGCACAACUAUAGAAUACUACAACAACCUUGAUGAUUACCUCAAACUCUCUGGUGUAAAUGAGACCAAGAAAAAGAAGAAGAAUAAAAAGAAGAAGACAACCAUUAAUUCUGGAUCUGACUUCUCCACCACUUCAUCUCCCCAACUUGUUGACACCCCCAAUACUUCCACCAAAUUAUUACCAUCACCGCCUGUUAAUGAACCAACCGCUGCCAUAGGGGCCUUGUCUAUUAUUAGGGAAGAAGCCUUGGCUGCUCUGGAAAGAAAGGGCGACCCCCGCUACCGCCCAAUUGAAGAUUCAGAGUUUAUUGGAUUAGAUGAAUGCAAUGACAGCCCGACUUCAACUCCCAACAACCCUACUUCAGCUCCCGACAACCCAAUUUUAUUUUAUGUUUGA